Messenger RNA from Entrophospora candida, 419 nucleotides. Lineage: Eukaryota; Fungi; Glomeromycota; Glomeromycetes; Entrophosporales; Entrophosporaceae. The record is from the annotation of a GenBank genome assembly.
AUGGCCACUGCUAAUAAUAAUGACGCUGGUUCUAAAGAUUGGAUUAAAGAAAGAGCUGCUAUAUGUAAGUGUAAAAUUAGAUAUUUGGUGAAAAUUGAACAUCUAGCUGCUGCCGCCCAUCGAAGACAAAAGACUGACCCGUCAGCAUCAAAACUUGUUAACCAAUUACACAAAGAACGUAUUCAAGGAAAUGCCGAAGAAACAGUUGAUGAGGAAUAUGAAGAUCUUGAUGCAAUUGCUAGUGUGCCACCUCCUGAAGAAAUAUUUUUUUAUUGGGUGUUUUUUUGGUUGGGUGAAAAAGUUGCACCAAAAGAAAAUACAAUCACUACACUUCAUGGCAAAGAGACUAGUGAAGAUGUUUAUCAGUCAUUUAUGAAAUCAGUUUUGGAAGAGGGAUUAGCCACAGAAUCUUCAUUGGA